This is a messenger RNA of Mauremys mutica (yellowpond turtle), 2377 nucleotides long. RefSeq names its product septin 10 (gene SEPTIN10). The record is from RefSeq and is a predicted model, not a curated record. Gene Ontology annotation, molecular function: GTP binding; molecular adaptor activity; GTPase activity. The transcript is spliced from 12 exons. NCBI's taxonomy places the organism in Eukaryota, Metazoa, Chordata, Testudines, Geoemydidae. The coding region runs from base 91 to 1572 and encodes 493 amino acids. Gene Ontology annotation, biological process: cytoskeleton-dependent cytokinesis. Gene Ontology annotation, cellular component: microtubule cytoskeleton; septin ring; septin complex.
GGACCCUCUAGCUGCCGGUUACAUUCCAACCGCCCGGAGCUUCCCGCGCGCCUCUCCCUCUCCCUCCCGCGGCGGCGGCCGCCCGGUGUCAUGGCUUCCUCCGAGGUGGCCCGGCAGCUGCAAAAUGAUAAUUGUCGACCCUUAUCUUUGUCUGGCCAUGUUGGUUUUGAUAGCUUACCAGAUCAGUUGGUUAACAAAUCCAUCAACCAGGGCUUCUGCUUCAACAUUCUUUGUAUUGGGGAGACUGGAAUUGGAAAAUCAACCUUGAUAGAUACUUUGUUUAACACCAGUUUUGAUGACCGCGUAUCAACACAUUUUCAACCGAAUGUAAGACUCAGAGCUCAGACCUAUGAACUCCAGGAAAGCAAUGUUCGAUUGAAACUGACCAUUGUAAAUACAGUGGGAUUCGGUGACCAGAUAAACAAAGAAGAUAGCUAUCAGCCAAUAGUGGAUUACAUAGAUGCACAAUUUGAGGCCUACCUCCAGGAAGAACUGAAAAUUAAACGCUCCUUAUACAACUACCAUGACACUCGCAUCCAUGUCUGCCUCUAUUUUAUUUCACCUACCGGCCAUUCCCUUAAAACGCUUGAUUUGUUAACCAUGAAGAAUCUUGACAGCAAGGUGAACAUUAUACCAGUCAUAGCCAAAGCAGACACCAUUUCUAAAACUGAACUACAGAAGUUUAAAAUCAAACUCAUGAGUGAAUUGGUUAGUAAUGGAGUCCAGAUAUACCAGUUUCCAACAGAUGAUGAAACCAUUUCUAAAAUUAAUGCCACCAUGAAUGGACAUUUACCAUUUGCUGUAGUGGGGAGUAUGGAGGAAAUGAAGGUUGGAAACAAAAUGGUGAAAGCUCGACAGUACCCUUGGGGCAUUGUACAAGUGGAAAAUGAGAACCACUGUGACUUUGUAAAGCUUCGUGAAAUGCUUAUUUGCACAAAUAUGGAAGACCUGAGAGAACAGACUCAUGCACGGCAUUAUGAGCUGUAUAGACGCUGCAAACUGGAAGAGAUGGGCUUCAGAGACACAGGCCCUGAAAACAAACCAGUCAGGGUCCCCCUACUAAAGGGUUACACAGAUAGCAAAAAGUCUAUAUAUCACAGCCACGCUUCUGUAGAAAGUCUACAGGAGACCUAUGAAGCUAAGAGGCAUGAGUUCUUUGGCGAAUUGCAGCGGAAGGAGGAGGAGAUGAGACAGAUGUUUGUGCAGAGAGUCAAGGAGAAAGAAGCAAUAUUGAAAGAAGCUGAGCGAGAGCUGCAGGCUAAAUUUGAACAUCUUAAGCGACUUCACCAAGAAGAGAGGAUGAAGCUGGAGGAAAAAAGAAAACUCCUGGAAGAUGAUAUGAUUGCAUUCAAUAAAAGGAAAGCUGCUACUGAGUUACUUCAAGCACAGGCAUUUGCAUCUACACCUAGUGUUAGUUUGAAAAAAGACAAGGACCGUAAAAAGGAUCCAGGUUUUCGGCUUGAACUCCUGUGCUUUGAUGUCAGAGAUCAUGAAAUUGUGAGCGUGCAGGAACAGAGUGAGAGGGAGAAGUUAGAAAGGGACAGAAUCUCACACAGGGAAUUCCAGAAAUAGCAAUUGGAUGCAAUUGUCGAGUUUUAUGGGUUUAGGCUUUAUGUAAUACAGAGGAUUAUGGCAAGCAAAUGUUAAAAAUUAUACAAGUAAGCUAUGGUUUCCUAUACUUAUUCUUUUUCUUCUGUAUUUCUUACCAAACAAAAAUUUGGAAAAUGGCCAUUACUCCUGCAAAUUAAAGAAGAAAAGUAUAUGGUCAAUAUGCAUACAGUAUUGUAAGUUACUGUUACAUUAAUAUAAUUUAAUGAACAUUUCCAUUAAGCAGCUACGUUGAUAUGCCCUUAUACUUUAGGAGCAUAUGACCAAGUCACACUUAAGUGCAUUGUACCAAAGAAAAUAUCUCUACCGUAGACAGUUUUCAUUCAUAAUAUGAAUGCUGUAGUACAGAAGUAUUCAGUGAAUAUAUAUAUUAUAGCCUUUUGAAAGUAAUUUUGAUACGUUAUGUUUACUUAUUAAACAGCAUUUAAUGUAACUUCUGAAGUGUUUUGAAAUGUAUUAAAUAUUUAAAUCUGCUCAAAUAACCACUUAUUAAUUUUGCUGACAAUGGUUUGUUUUUUAUAGAAACACUGUUCUGAUUUUGUGAUCUAAGCUUUCUAAUGAAAACGAAUCAUGGUCUUCAGUGCUGCAGUGUUGCAUGCUAAUAUAUUUGUAGUUGACAUUACUAAUUGAAGACCAAGUCAUUUAAAAAUAUAGUCUAAUCCACUUUCAUCUGCUUUUCAGUCUUUGGCCUCUUUACAUGUAUUCCCUGGUUCAGAAACUGGGCAUUUUUUAAAUAAACUGAGCUAUUAAAGACACACGAGUAACUUUA